Messenger RNA from Meloidogyne enterolobii, 1605 nucleotides. The record is from the annotation of a GenBank genome assembly. NCBI's taxonomy places the organism in Eukaryota, Metazoa, Nematoda, Chromadorea, Rhabditida, Meloidogynidae.
UUAUUUGUUAAAUUAUCAACUUUUUUUAUUAUCAAAUUAAUGUCUUCGCCAUUGACUGCGGUUUUAAUUGACUCUGAUGAAGAUAUGGAAACAUAUGAUACUGAGCGUCUGAACACGGUUAAACAGCGUCUUGCAGUUUUUGAUUUGAGCACAGAAUUAGAGAUGUUUAAAAUUAGAGAUGCACAAAAUUAGAGAUGCACAAAUUAGAGAUGUUUUACAAGUGAGUUUUGAAGAAGGCCUUAAAUCAGAAGAAAGUGUUGUCAAAAUGUUACCCACCUUUAUUACAGCAAACACAACUACAAUUAAAAAAAAUUUUAUUGCCCUUGAUCUUGGAGGUACGGGCUUUCGCAUAUAUUUAAUUGGAACAACAGGAGAAAUUCUCCAUGAAAUAGUCACAAAAAUUCCUGAAAAUAUGAAGAAGGGAAGCAUCGAUAAUUUGAUGUUUUUCAUUGCUGAAUCGCUGAGAGAAUUUUUAAUAAAACAUCAAUUACCUCUUGACAACAAAUUUCCUGUUGGCUUCACAUUUUCUUACCCUUGCAUUCACAACAACUUGACUUCAGCUACACUUAUAAAAUGGACAAAAGGUUUUUGUGCUUACGGAUUUACUGGAAAGGACAUUGUAGAACUUUUUCGUGAUGCUUGUUCACUUGUAAAACUUGAAAUUGGAACAAUUACAUUAAUUAACGACACCGUCGGAACAUUGCUGGCUUGUUCUUUGAAUGAUAAUAGUUGUUCAGUUGGCCUUGUUGUAGCGACCGGGUUCAAUAUUGCAUAUAUGGAGCGUCUUGCAAAUAUUCCCAAAUUAAAAAAACUUCACAAAAAUGGAAAUAAAGAAAUAUGUAUCAAUACAGAAGUUGGAGCUUUUGGAGAUAAUGGAGCUAUUGAUGCUUAUAAAACCAAAUUCGAUACUUCACUCGACAAUAAUUCUAUAAAUAAAGGACAACAGACUUUUGAGAAGAUGAUUUCAGGGAUGUAUUUAUGUGAAUUAAUGCGUUUUGUUGCAAUCGAUUUAUUUUUGGCUGGCUUAAUUUUCAACGACAAACCAACAGCUAUUUCUUUACUGGAAAAUGAUGGUUUUUUUAAAACUUCAACGAUGACCAGAAUUGCUGAAUAUAUGAGGUACAACAAGCCGCUUGGAAAAAUUCAAAAUUUAAUUAAAAAAGCGGGAUUCACAGCGUCAUUAACUGAUUGUGCAGUUUUGGAGCAUAUUUCUUCAGUAAUUUGUUCUAGAUCGGAGUUUCUGUGUGCAGCAGCUGUUGCAGCGAUUUGCCAACGAAUAAACAAGCAAAAGAUAACUAUUGGAGUUGACAGUGCUUUGUUCUGCACCAAGCGAACACUUCUAAAUUUGGAAUCAAAAAUUGAAUGCUUGACCGAAAAAAAAAUCGAAUUAAUUGAUACUGAAGAGGCAAGUGGCCGCGGAGCGGCGGCCGCAUUUCAGGAAAAUGGCCGCAUUUCAGGAAAAUUUUUCUAGUUCAGAAUGGAAUUGUGUGGUUGUUUAGGUGUAUUCGUUGUCUAAUCAUUGCCAAACAUUUUAAAUCUUUAGGAAUAUUAGAGCACAUAAAUUUUUUUUGUUAUUUUAGGGAACGAUAUUUAUUUUUACAUGUG